Guillardia theta CCMP2712 is the source of this 216-nucleotide messenger RNA. RefSeq lists its product as hypothetical. The transcript has a single exon. Gene Ontology annotation, molecular function: ubiquitin-protein transferase activity. NCBI's taxonomy places the organism in Eukaryota, Cryptophyceae, Pyrenomonadales, Geminigeraceae. The record is from RefSeq and is a predicted model, not a curated record. Gene Ontology annotation, biological process: protein ubiquitination. The annotation marks the transcript as partial.
AUGGCAGAGCAGCAGCAAGCGCUUCCCUCCUUCUUCUGCCCCAUCAGCAUGCAGUUGAUGACCGACCCUGUCAACACCUGCGACGGCCACACGUACGAGAGAUCCUUCAUCGAGACCUGGCUCCAGCAGCAUCGCACAAGCCCCCUCACCGGCUCCCGCCUCCCCCGCAGGGACCUCGUUCCCAACCUCGCUCUUCGCAACGCCAUCCAAGAGUGG